AGUACAUCAAGGAAAGGUAAUGAAUCGGAUGUCUCAGUUUCCAUGGUGAACUGAAUGUUAGGGUGUUGGCGGUUAAUGUGACUAAGGAAGUCAUCAAGGUUUUCCAAUCCAUGUGACCAAUUGAUGAACGUGUCAUCCACAUAUCGGAGCCAAAGUUUGGGUUUGAGUCGAGCGGUACCCAGGGCUUUCUGUUCAAAAUCUUCCAUGAAAAUGUUCGCUAAGACUGGGGAAAUAGGAGACCCCAUGGGAGUUCCUAAAGCCUGUCUGUAAUAUCCAUCUCUCCAUUGGAAGUAUGUGGACUUCACGCAUGUCAUUAAUAGAUCAUGAAUCUGGUCUGGCGUUAGGCUGGUUCGAUCGGUUAGAGUUUCAUCUUGUUCUAGUACCGCUUUGGUUAUUUGGCAAGCUUCAUCGGUGGGUACGUUAGUGAAAAGAGAUUUGACAGAUUUGAAAAGAGGUUUUUUUCCAGCCGCUGUUGAAACUGAAUAUGAGCGACAAGAAUAGGGGGCUAAUGUUACAGUCAUUUGGAAAUGCUUGUAGGGCUUCAGCAGACUUCGGAACAGCUAAAGAGUACUUAAGAGAAGCCAUCGAUAUCGCCGAGCCACUUGAAGAUCCUGUUGCCGUGGCAGAUCGCCAUGGGGACUUGGGAACCACUUUUUGGUCGGAGGGGCGGUUCACCGAUGCCCUUACCCAUCAGAAAAAACAGUUUGUGUUUGCAAAACAAAGAGGUGACCAGGCAGCUCUAGUUGUAUCCUGCUUCAACAUUGGCUUCACUCAUUACUCCAUGAGCCCACCGGACUACGACAUGGCCUUGGUCUACCACGCCAUACACCUGGAGCUGUCCGAUGAAGUCGCGUGCCUUAAACUGCCUCGGCAAGAUAUACACAGCUCUGAAGGACAAUGA
Messenger RNA from Asterias rubens (European starfish), 901 nucleotides. Its product is annotated as G-protein-signaling modulator 1-like. The record is from RefSeq and is a predicted model, not a curated record. Lineage: Eukaryota; Metazoa; Echinodermata; Asteroidea; Forcipulatida; Asteriidae. Bases 485 to 901 code for a protein of 138 amino acids. The transcript is spliced from 4 exons. Gene Ontology annotation, molecular function: protein binding.